ACCCAUCGUAAAACCCCUUCUUCCGCUUCACCCCUAAAAAUUCUAGAGAGAGAAAAACUCAAGAUUAUAGAGGAGAGAGAAAAUGGCGCAGAGGCUUACUUACCGUAAAAGGCAUAGCUAUGCCACUAAAUCUAACCAGCAUCGCAUCGUCAAAACUCCUGGUGGGAAGCUAGUUUAUCAGACUACCAAGAAGAGGGCUAGUGGUCCUAAGUGUCCUGUUACUGGCAAGAGAAUUCAAGGGAUUCCUCACUUGAGACCCACUGAGUACAAGAGGUCUAGAUUGCCUAGGAACAGAAGAACUGUUAACCGUCCCUACGGUGGAGUUCUUUCCGGUAGUGCUGUUAGAGAGCGGAUCAUUAGAGCAUUCCUUAUUGAAGAGCAAAAGAUUGUGAAGAAGGUUUUGAAGAUCCAAAAAACCAAGGAAAAGCAGGCUGGAAAGAGUUGAACUUAGAAGCCAUUUUUUCUGAUGGUAAAUUUUGGUGCUUCAGUGAAGCCAAUCAUGGGAAUGGGGAAUGUGAUGUGAGAUGUCUUGAUAAUUGGAUUUGUAUCUUACAGUUGGGUACUUUGAGCGUAGUUUCUAGUAGAACUUUGUCGACAACUCUGCUUUUCUGUGUUUGUUCCCUUGAAAAUUUUCUUGAUUUUAUGUCUAAUACAUCUAAGAUAAUUGUUUGUGCAA
Messenger RNA from Chenopodium quinoa (quinoa), 676 nucleotides. Its product is annotated as 60S ribosomal protein L34. The coding region runs from base 83 to 445 and encodes 120 amino acids. The record is from RefSeq and is a predicted model, not a curated record. Lineage: Eukaryota; Viridiplantae; Streptophyta; Magnoliopsida; Caryophyllales; Amaranthaceae. Gene Ontology annotation, molecular function: structural constituent of ribosome. The transcript has 4 exons. Gene Ontology annotation, cellular component: ribosome; cytosolic large ribosomal subunit. Gene Ontology annotation, biological process: translation; ribosome biogenesis.